GACUUGACAAUGGUCCAGGACUUGACAAUGGUCCAGGACAUGACAAUGGUCAAGGAUUUGACAAUGGUCCAGGACUUAACAAUGGUCCAGGACAUGACAAUGAUCCAGGACUUGACAAUCGUCCAGGACUUAACAAUGAUCCAGGACUUGACAAUGAUCCAGGACUUGACAAUGGUCCAGGACUUAACAAUGAUCCAGGACUUGACAAUGGUCCAGGACUUAACAAUGAUCCAGGACUUGACAAUGGCGACGCAAGGAGCAGCAGCCGCGUCGACGCUCUGUGGAGAGUCAGCAACAUGUACACGACGCUCAACAUGUAUAUAAGGGCCGGGAACAACUAUACUAUGGCCGGGAACAACUAUACUAUGGCCGGGAACAACUAUACUAUGGCCAGGAACAACUAUACUAUGGCCGGGAACAACUAUACUAUGGCCAGGAACAACUAUACUAUGGCCGGGAACAACUAUACUAUGGCCUGGAACAACUAUACUAUGGCCGGGAACAACAAUACUAUGGCCAGGAACAACUAUACUAUGGCCAGGAACAACUAUACUAUGGCCAGGAACAACUAUACUAUGGCCAGGAACAACUAUACUAUGGGCGGGAACAACUAUACUAUGGCCGGGAACAACUAUACUAUGGCCGGGAACAACUAUACUAUGGCCGGGAACAACUAUACUAUGGCCUGGAACAACUAUUCUAUGGCCUGGAACAACAAUACUAUGGCCAGGAACAACUAUACUAUGGCCAGGAACAACUAUACUAUGGCCAGGAACAACUAUACUAUGGCCAGGAACAACUAUACUAUGGUCAGGAGCAACUAUACUAUGGCCAGGAACAACUAUACUAUGGCCAGGAACAACUAUACUAUGGUCAGGAACAACUAUACUAUGGCCAGGAACAACUAUACUAUGGCCAGGAACAACUAUACUAUGGAACAACUAUCUAUGGCCAGGAACAACAGAACUAUGGCCAGGAACAACUAUACUAUGGCCAGGAACAACUAUACUAUGGCCAGGAACAGAACUAUGGCCAGGAACAACUAUACUAUGGCCAGGAACAACUAUACUAUGGCCAGGAACAACUAUACUAUGGCCAGGAACAACUUUACUAUUGCCAGGAACAGAACUAUGGCCAGGAACAACUAUACUAUGGGCAGGAACAACUAUACUAUGGCCAGGAACAACUAUACUAUGGCCAGGAACAACUAUACUAUGGUCAGGAACAACUAUACUAUGGCCAGGAACAACAAUACUAUGGCCAGGAACAACUAUACUAUGGCCAGGAACAACUAUACUAUGGCCAGGAACAACUAUACUAUGGCUAGGAACAACUAUACUAUGGCCAGGAACAACUAUACUAUGGCCAGGAACAACAGAACUAUGGCCAGGAACAACUAUACUAUGGCCAGGAACAACUAUACUAUGGCCAGGAACAGAACUAUGGCCAGGAACAACUAUACUAUGGCCAGGAACAACUAUACUAUGGCCAGGAACAAUUAA
Procambarus clarkii (red swamp crayfish) is the source of this 1502-nucleotide messenger RNA. NCBI's taxonomy places the organism in Eukaryota, Metazoa, Arthropoda, Malacostraca, Decapoda, Cambaridae. The record is from RefSeq and is a predicted model, not a curated record.